Messenger RNA from Paramuricea clavata, 4829 nucleotides. NCBI's taxonomy places the organism in Eukaryota, Metazoa, Cnidaria, Anthozoa, Malacalcyonacea, Plexauridae. The record is from the annotation of a GenBank genome assembly.
GUCGGAAGUGCAGCAAAUUGCCGCGAAAUUUUUUGUUUAUUUGUUGAUCGCGUUGUUUGUUUGUUCGCGUCAAUUCUCAGCAAUCAAGGAUAGAAGAAUCGAAGAAAAAAGGUGGAUUGAAUGCCUGACAAGGUAGAUCGUGUUGCUUUUGAAUUUAAACGUUGAUAUAUUUUAAAUAAUUAUAUUUGAUUACAACGUAUUUUGGCGGUAUAGUAUUUCAUCUCUCAAACACAUGUAAACAAAGCUCUGAAAUCAACAACGAUUGCCAACGAAUGAUCGAUGAAACGAUCGAUCUUGCACAAACUCUUGGUCCGAUGCAUGACAGUUCUUUAUGAGAUUUUAAGUAAAUAUACAGCAUAAAAUAAUUCGAUUUCAUGGAAAAAUUAUGCUUUCACCCCCCUGGAGCAGUCAUUUGGGACCUGUUUACUGUAUGCCAUAUACAUAUCUGUAUGAGCACAGAGUAUGAUACAGAGGUUUGACUCAUAACUACUAGCUGCUACGCCAGGAUUUGCCAUUAAAGUGUACUCUGGUCAUGUUCCUAGCAACAGCUCCGCGCUUAAUAUAAGUGACAUUCACCCCCUGAACGUCCGUCACUCGAAUGAUUUCAGUGGGGUGAAUGCCUCUCGUAAGGGCACUAGGAACAUGAUGAUAGCAUUGUUAAGGUCAGGCCACAAUCACAGGCACUGAAAAGAAGUGGUACCUCUGUAAAUGUUUAUUCUGUAUAAUGUGGUGUCUAGCAUAUUUAAGACAAUAAAAUUAUAAAGUAGAGUACGUUUAUCUGAUCACAGCCAGAAAUUCCACUUCAAUUCCAGGUUGGGGCUGCUGAGCAGGCUAGGUGAAUGGGUUAACCCAUUAAGUUGAAUUGCGAUUUAUAAUUUUACUCUGUCUAAUUGCAAGACAAUUUUACUUGUGAACGAGAGAACAUUCAGGAGCUCAAUGGAUUAUGCAGCAUUUUAAAUUGAACUAAACUAUUUCAAGCUAGUACAGUACAAGUAUUAGAAAGCUUGGCAUGUUGCUCAAUUGUAGAAGUUUUCUCUCCAUAUAGCAAGGAGAACGAAUCAACUGUGUUCUAUGUCGAUCUGGACGUCAAAGUACGGCAACGUUAGCAAGAGCAAGAAAGAGAGAGAUUGAAUGGCCAAUAACAACUGAAAAAUCCAUUCAUUUUGACCAGGUGUUUAACAUAUAAUUUUGUAUUUUUGCCAGAUACUGUUCAGGUGCUUGUUCCACACAGUGGCGUAGCCAGCUCGACGAUUUGGUCCCGCUAUGCAAAUUUCAACUCGGUAUCAUUAUUCAUUUCUUUAGAAAUUGAUUGUGUUGAUAGUUUAUAAACAUGGCAAUUGCAUAGCGGGACUGAAUCAUCAGGCUGGCUACGUCCAUAUGAGUAGAAUAAUCGACGAAUAUACAGAACAACUAUGGGGUCUGCUAACUAAAGGGUGUUUUCAAUGGGUAUAAAGACGCUUGUAUGAAAACAGAAGCAAUUUCUUCCACAUAUAGUUUUAAUUAUACUAAUUUUAUUCUCAGGGUCCUCAAACCCACACUACAAUAGAUGAUGCAUUUUCCAGUGUUCUACAAUAUAUGUCUGUCACAAGUCGACAAUGUAGGGUAAGUCUACUGAUGAUGGGGAAUAAUUUAAUUGCAAAUACCUCAAGUUUAACUUGGUUCUUAUUUUGCAUUAUAAAUUAGUGUGUUAUUAACAAAUGAAUCAAAGUUAUAGUUAUACUGCUUGUCAUAGCUCUAUCGUUCCCAAAGUGUUACCUUUAAAUCCAGUGUUGCUAUAGCAAUGAGUGGUUCAAUUAACUAUAAUUGCUAUUGAUAUAAGAUUUAAUAUUUAAGGGCUAAAUUAGUAGUACAUUAAUCCAAUUAAGUGGCAAUGCAGUCCACUUUUAGUAUUUUAUGUAAAUCUCCUAAUUACGGGAGACAGACAACGUAAAAUGAAGAGUAUUCUGUUAUAUAUGGGUCACAUAUAUGACACAAUGGGUCACCAAACUAUCUGCCAAUACACAGAGAAAAAUAUAAAUUUCCACCAAUGGGCAAUGGUUUUUGAAUGGUUUAGAAUGGUAAAGAUUAAUUAGCACGUUGAAUAGACCUUUUCCCAUCACAAAAUUAGUAACAUUCCGAAGUUUCGUUGCGAAAUGUUGUAAAAUGCGGAUAAUAUAGCCUUGUGAAGUUUGCCGUAUUUCAGUCAUUUUGUAUUACAAAUGGAAAUUGAUAAUCAGUUUGAUCAUCUAGCUGAUUAUGAAUGUUCUGAGUACAUGUUCUUCAUCUGAGCAUUUAUAAUUCUACAUAUAUUUAUACAUACGAACAAGCUUUUGUUGGUAUAAGGAUGGGCUUUUAUUAUUAUCAAUAUAAAGUCAGGAAAUAUAAAUUUAGUUUUUCUUUUAUUUACAUAUAGAGAUAUUUUAAAUGCUCGCCUCACCGUGACGCGUGUGAUGAUGAGCAUGUCAAGAGAUUCCAUCAACCCAAGUACACGUCCGUCACGUAUGGAAAUCCAGUGAGUGUAUACAACAUAAUAUCUUUGUUUUUUUUUGUGAAGCCAAGCCGUCCAGGCACCCAAGCUAGCUUCUUGUUGUCUUAUGCGUGAGAAAAUUGAUCCGCUUUUCAAAAACAGUGUCUGUACUACAUAGCUAGUAGUUCAACGUUCAAACAUCAAUAGCGCAGUUAAUAUUGCAUUGCGCUGUCAAUUGUUAUAUAUCAAAGUUAAUCCCAGGGACGCCGGAACAAUGUGAAGGCAAGGGGGGCAGAUUUUCGUGAAAAGGCACUUUUGAAUUGACAUAUAUACUGUAUACUAAGAGAUGUUUGCUAAACAUCAGGAGUUGAACUUCGCCUAAACAUGUUUUCUAUUUAUUGGAUGAUAGGGGUGUGAGGGGGUUCUCCGCCAGGCGAUUGUGGUAUUCUUGAAGCUCGAUGACUGCAUUUCUUGCGUUUUCUGAAGCAAAUUCGUAAAAGAAUUGCACUAACAUUUCUGACAAUUCGCUAUUUCGCCAAGGCAAUCCUUUAAAUUGAAAGGGCACCUUUGCCCCCCUUGCCCCUCCUGGUAAAGGGCAACGGGGACGGCUGCCCCUCCGCCCCCCCCCCCCAUUUCUGGCGUCCCUGGUUAAUCCUUUCUGAAUGCAGUGAUUUAUUAAUUUAUUGGGAUAGCUUUUACUUUACAUGAAAUAAAACUGUGUCCAGUUUUUUGGGGACACCCGGUAUAUAGUGUAUAUAUACGCCAGUAUUCUAAAAGCUCAUUCACACUCAAUGAGUAGAGGUUCAAUCUGAGCUUCCCUUGAGUGUCAGUGCUGUUUUUGAAUAGCUAGAGGGUGAGUUGUCACAUAGUAAGGUAUGACACUAACCCUCCAGCAAUUCAAAAACAGCAAUAACACUCGAGAGAAGCUCAGAUUGAACUUCCACACUCAUUGAGUGUGAGUGAGCUUUUAGAAUACGGGCUAUAUAGUCUCAAAGUAACAUACUUUCCAACUACCUUAUUUAAAAUUUUUCAGCUUCAAAAAUCGGAAGACGUUCAUGUCGAAUUAACGCCUGGCACGUAUGCGGUCACUGCUGGUCAGUGGGGCGCCCCCAGAAGUCACACUCAGGUCGUCCGGCUAGACCCAGGACAAACUGUCGAUAUGACCUUCACUUGCCACUGAAAACAACUGAUGUACAUAUGUUACCCCUAGUACCACGUAAACUUCUUUGCAUUUUUCUAGCGAGUAUCGUAAUGUACUGUCUGUAGCUAAUUUAGAAAUCUAGGAAUGCUUGUGUAGUCAACAUGUCAAUAGCAAAUUGGAGAUGUAAAUAAAUAUGAAUAUUUUUUCACAAAUGUUAGUUUUUAUCGUUUUAAAAGCUUGCGUCUGUUUUUGAGAGUUUUCAGUUCACAUUUAAAAACAUGUUAUAGGAAAUUACUGACUGUACAAUCAGUAGUGUUACAAUAGCCCUCUAAUAUAUUAGGAACUUUAUAAGGCCUUAGGAAAACUAGCAAAUUUUCUAAAAUAUUGUUUCUUGAAAGUAUUUCUGGAAUGAGAUGGUAAACUCGGAAAGAUUUGCUUACAUAUAACGUUUUAUUAAAUUUAAUUACUGUACAAAAUUUCAGACAAUUUGCCUUAGUUUAAGCCCUUUAACUAUCCAUUUUUUCCUAAAAAAAUCAGCCUUUCGCAUGCUCAAUUAAUGCGUCUACCUAAUUUGCAUAUUGCUAACAUAUGCAAAUUAGGCAAAUGCAUUAAUUAAACAUGCAAAUGGCUGAAAUUUUAGGAAAAAUGUAAGUUUGCGUGAAUAGUUGAAGGGCUUAAACUGAUGCAAUUUUUACCCAUUAACUCAAAAUACGAUUAUAGCUUUUAAAUCUCGUGCGCAAGCCAUUUUUAGUUGGUUCUACAUUAUAAGUACCAAAAGAAGCUAUCUAUAUAAAAAAAAACUGGAUACUAAUAGCUGUUAUGCAAAAUUUAGAGCAAUUUCAAAUGUGUUCAGUUAUUUUUUAUACACCCUGUAUACAGAUACUGAGUCUCGAUCAGAAAUUGCGGCCACGUACAAAUUGGAAGAUAUUUUUCAUAUCAAAUCUUCAUUUGACGGAAUUUAUUUAUUUGGCAAAAAUAACAAUAUGCACAAUUUGACGACAUUUUUUGUGACAAGACGCAAAACCAUUAGCCACAUUUAACUUAACAUCAAGCUAUUAAGAUUGCGCGCAAUAUUUAAUAUAUAAGUAGGCUGCUAUGUGUAUGGCUGCCUUUUUAUAAUUUAUCAUUUCUUGUUUGUAUGCUUAAUAUCAAACUUAUUAUAUACUAAUUGACCAGUAUUUACCGUAUUUUAUAUAUAUACUUUGAUGAAGUAUACAUUUAACAAUUUUUACUUAAUAAAUU